AUGACUACAGACAUGAUCUCAGUGCGCCAGCUUCAAGAGAAGUGCAGAGAGCAGGGCAGACCACUGUAUCUGGCAUUCAUAGACCUGACCAAGGCUUUUGACUUGGUCAGCGGGAAAGGCCUGUUUCGUCUCCUGGAGAAGAUUGGAUGCCCCCCUCAGUUGCGCAGCAUGGUGGUUUCUUUCCACGAGGACAUGAAGAGCACUGUUCUGUACGACGGAUCCUGCUCAGAACCCUUCCCCAUCACAGGUGGAGCUAACACACUCUUCGGCAUCUUUUUCUCCAUGCUUCUGAAGUAUGCGUUCAGCUCCUCCGAGGACGGCGUCUACCUCCACACUCGCUCUGACGGAAAGCUGUUCAAUCUUGCUCGCUUGAGGGCAAAGACGAAGGGAUCCGCAUCAGGGAGAUGCUGUUUGCGGACGAUGCAGCAUUGGCCUCGCACGCUGAGGAAGCACUUCAGAGACUCAUGGACAGAUUCGCCCAUGCAAGCAAAGAAGAUAAACCGGCGGAUAGGGAAGGCCGUAGCAACCAUGGCCAAGCUGUCGAAAGGAGUGUGGGACAACAAGAUGCUGACAGAGAACACCAAGAUGCGCGUCUACCAGGCCUGCAUUCUCAGCACCCUCCUCUAG
Messenger RNA from Penaeus indicus, 627 nucleotides. RefSeq lists its product as uncharacterized. The record is from RefSeq and is a predicted model, not a curated record. The transcript has 2 exons. Bases 1 to 627 code for a protein of 208 amino acids. Lineage: Eukaryota; Metazoa; Arthropoda; Malacostraca; Decapoda; Penaeidae.